Molecule: messenger RNA, 1383 nt
Organism: Oldenlandia corymbosa var. corymbosa
Lineage: Eukaryota; Viridiplantae; Streptophyta; Magnoliopsida; Gentianales; Rubiaceae
Source: the annotation of a GenBank genome assembly
AUGGGCUAUUCAAGGUUUCCAAAUGAGGAUCCUCAAGUGGCAGCCCGGUUUAAGUUUGAGGAGGAUCCUCCAGUGGUUCCUAUUUGGGUAUCACAACAAGAAUUUCCAAUUGAAUUCUUAACUCCGAAGAUUCUUUUCACAGUUGCCACAGCGAUUGGGGAACCUCUCCAAGUAGAUACUCCGACGUUGAAUUUGACAUGGCCAUCGGUUGCUCAACUCUGCGUUGAAGUAGACUUGACAAAAGAACUGUCGAAGUCCAUCAAAAUUUGGAAACAAGGAAAGAAACACGAAGAAUUGUUCACCUAUGAGUACGUGCCAUCUUUUUGUUCCAAAUCCAAAAAGAUCGGUCAGAAGGAGGUAGAAUGUGGCAAGGGCAAAACUUUUCCGCCUGCGCAAGCUGUGAAAAACCCUAGUCAAGAAAAACAGCUGCAGAAGGAUGUGAAGGGUAAAGGCAUUCUGAUUAAGAAGUCUUCCAAGUGGAAUUCAAAGCCAUCUACUACUGUGGCAACCGUAGAGCCAAAAAGUGUGCAAAUUGAAGGGGAUCUGCACUCGUCAGAGUUAACGGUUGCGGAGAAAACUCGAAUUCUGGUUGAUGUGAUAAAUGAUUCUAGCCCUUCGACUGAUGUGCCUCAGAAAAUUGAUGAACUGGUGCAGGAAGUGCAAAACGAGUGUAAUGUUCAGGAGGAAGUAAAUGAUACUGAGGAUGAAAGUGAAGAGUCUAAGCAGCCUGAUGAGGAAGCCACUAAUGCUGUAAACGAACUGUCUGCCAAGGAGAAUCUGUUGGUAAGAAGUCCGAUCCAAUGCUCUGAUCGAGUCGUCCAUUAUGCGUCUGAUGAAGAACCUGGUACUAAAACAGGUGGUUUAUUUGAAGAGGAGGAAGUAGAAGGAGGGCGCUGGUCGGAAGGGGAGAUGGAAAACCCACAGCUGGAAGAGUUAAGCCAAGGCUUUGUUACUGUGAAGAGGAAAAGAGACUCUUGGAAUCAGCCGGUUGUGGGUUAUGGUAUGCAUGCUUUCUCUAUGAAGCUACGAAGGCUGAAAUUGGCAUUGAAGGAAUGGAAUAAAAGUUCUUUUGGGAAUGUCUUUGACUAUCCUAAAGAAGCUGAAGAGGCGGGCUGGCCUUUUCCAUCCUCUACUGUAACUGAUCACCAAAGACCCCCGCUUGUUUUGAUAGCGCAGAUCUACAGAUCUAAAUCUGGUGAUCAGAUCGACAGCAACCGCGGUGACAUGAUUGUCACUGAUGAUUUAGAUGAACGGCCUCCACUUGUUGUUGCAGAACCAGUCACAACAAGACGGAUCCACGGCGACGUUGCCAGAUCUGUUGAGAUCUGCAUAUCCUUUCUGAUCAGAAAUCCAGCCGCCGCCACUAUCUUCUGCUCUCUUUAG